AUGGAUAUCUCUGAAGUCAGUUCUACAUUGCUUACUCAUUUCCAAAACUUAAAGGUUUGUGAUGAUCGUGUUCUGAAAUGCAUUAAUGUACCAUUGAAAUCUCAUUCGAAUAAACAAGAGUCACAGAAGAAAGAUAUAUACAUGAUCCAUCGAAAAGAAGCCUUGGAGAUGAUGAGGUCAGCUUCUCAACAGUUUAAGUCUGCUAACGAAGCUUACCUAAGAGGUGAGCAUUUAAAUGCAAAACAACAUUCCAUGAAGGCAAGAGAAAAAUUAAAGAUGGCUCGUGAGCUUGACUGUAAGGCAGCUACAGAAAUUUUAAAUUUUAAAAAUCGUACAAAUGGCUUAUGGAGAUUGGAUUUGCAUGGUCUCCAUGCAAAAGAAGCUGUACAAGCAUUGCGUGAGCGUUUGGAGAAAAUCGAAAGUGUUGGCAAACACAGUCGAGGCAAACCUGUUCUUCCAUUAGCUGUGAGGAGUUUCCUUACCGAAAACAGAUAUCAUUUUGAGGAUAUAAGACCAGGAGCAAUCAAAGUGUGGCCCAACUUCCUUUGA
Gastrolobium bilobum is the source of this 549-nucleotide messenger RNA. RefSeq lists its product as uncharacterized. The coding region runs from base 1 to 549 and encodes 182 amino acids. The record is from RefSeq and is a predicted model, not a curated record. NCBI's taxonomy places the organism in Eukaryota, Viridiplantae, Streptophyta, Magnoliopsida, Fabales, Fabaceae. The transcript has 5 exons.